GCUUAGCGUCCCGAGCUAUUAUCAACCCAGCAGCAGCUGCUGCCCGCAACAACUUCCCAAGGUCCGCCCUGCUAAUCAGAAUGGCAACUACCGAGACCCCGACGCACCCUUCCAUCAUUAGCAUGAUUAACCAGGAUCACGCACGUUUCAAGAGCAUGUGGUCCGAGUACAAUGGGCCCAACAUGAACGGGGAGAUGAAGCAGAAGCUGGCCUGGGCGCUCAUUCGUGAGAUUGCGAUGCACAGCAGCUCCGAAGAGGAGGUGAUGUACCCCGAGGUUCGCAAGCGGCUGGGCGACGAGGCCGCGGAUCACCUCUUGGGGCUGGAGGGGCAUCAGAAGCUCAAGGACCUGCUGUAUGAGGCCAACAACAUGACCAUCGAGAAGAACGGC
Molecule: messenger RNA, 389 nt
Organism: Astrephomene gubernaculifera
Lineage: Eukaryota; Viridiplantae; Chlorophyta; Chlorophyceae; Chlamydomonadales; Astrephomenaceae
Source: the annotation of a GenBank genome assembly